Messenger RNA from Gamsiella multidivaricata, 1170 nucleotides. RefSeq lists its product as uncharacterized. The record is from RefSeq and is a predicted model, not a curated record. Lineage: Eukaryota; Fungi; Mortierellomycota; Mortierellomycetes; Mortierellales; Mortierellaceae. The coding region runs from base 1 to 1170 and encodes 389 amino acids. The transcript has 3 exons.
AUGGAAACUGGAUCACACACAACCCCAUCAGGAACCGUACUGGGAACCCUCAAGUCGAUAGCCGAACUGGUAUCUGCAGACGGCCACCAGCUAGCCUCAUUCCCAACAGCAAAUCUCAAGGACGCGACCCACUACGGCUACUUUCUUGGAGUUGAGAAGACACCCCAGAAUCUACUCUUUGGAAACACCAUCAUCAUCUCGUUUCUACUCCAGCCUGUCAUCUUCUAUACGGUUUGGUUCUUGCGCUCGUCCCUAACCAAGAACCGGAAGGGCCUGGCAUGGGUCCUGACGUUCUUCUGCGCCACUGUCCUCUUCGUAACGACCUUAUUCGAAUUCGGAUACUUGCGGACAACCCUGUGGUCACUUCUCGGCUGGGAGCAGCAGGGAUCAGAUGCGGCAACAACGACAGUAUUUACACACUGGGUACCAACCUUCCAUGAAUGGGUGUUCCAACUCGGCACCAGCACCAAUGGCAGUUCGUCCUCAACAAGUACUGUCACCUUCUCUACCCUACCUUUGUAUCUUACAGACUUGGAAUCUGCUAGGCACUUGCUGCUCAGCCCACAGUUGUACAAGGACCUUGCAGGCGAGUACCUCCGUUGGUUUAUUACCCUGCCUAUCUUCUCGCUCUCUCCACUGAAGCCUACGCAUGUGUAUUCCGUGACAGCGCCUUAUUACUUGGGAGGCGGGGGGCGGCUGCUUUUCUCGCUCGAGAACUUUCCUCGUGAGUCAUGGUUCUCGUCGGUGAUGUGUGGGUACUUUACUGGAUAUUGCGCGGGCGACCUUCUACUGGGCCAGAUCCACUACAGGGAACAUGUCGGUCUGACCUCCGGCUGGGUUCAUCAUAUCCUUUACAGUUGGCUGACCUACCAGUGCGCCAAGCACAAUCUACUCUCGGAAUUCUUGAUUGCUGGAGGUCCAUUGGAAUUGCCGACUAUGUUCCUGGCCGCAGGAUUCAUAUUCCCCUAUCUGCGCGAGGAUUUCUGGUUUCCAACAUCAUUCUUGUUGGUUCGGAUCUUCUACGUCGCGUUCAUGUGGCACGAGGUCCAUUUCAAUUUCCCCACACCCACCGGAGGAUCGGGCAUCUAUUUUGCUGCAUUGAUGCUGCAUGUCAAUUGGCUCUCAAGAAUCGAUCGAUACUGCGACUUUGGUUACAACUUCCAGAAGUAA